CGUGCAGAAGCUGGAGGUUAAUGGGCAUUCUCGGUCCGUCAGCGUUCCUGUGCGGCCUGGUGGUGGUGUGGGCGCUGGUGAGGCGGUGUUCGGGCUGGGCUUCUCACUCACGCCUGUUGAUACGCCCACAGAGGAGGCGGCGAGGGAGCUGGGUGCACUCUGAUCGGUCGAAUCUUGCUCAGGGUGAUUCUUGAGCACACUACUUCCCCCCACCCCUUUUCAAGAAAGAAAAAAAAAAAGGGGGGGGGGGGCUAUUGUUUUCCGAUUGUGAUACACGCGCAAAUGCCGUGGAGCUGCGACCUAGCGAUCUUGAUUGUGUUUUGGAAAGCGUGGCGUUGGAUACCCGGGAUUUUUUGUUCAUUGCGAACCCCACCCCCCAACCAUUUUCUUCUUGCGCCCCUAUUAUGUUAUUUUGGUUAAUUGCAUCCAUCUUUUGGGUGUUUCUUGUCUUGCAGUUGUGUCGAACACGAGCGAGCCAGGGGGGCGGGGCCGCUGGAGGAAAAAGAACGUAUUACAGCGAGCGAGCAUUGAUAAUAUCUUCAGUUCUUUGUUUGGAAAUGGAAGCGUCUUUGCAGGGCACUGGGACAGCCCUUAUUCACAAUGUGUGCCCAUUAUGGCUAUUAGUUGUAGCUUCCAUACCAAAUUUAAUACUCUCAUGG
Molecule: messenger RNA, 659 nt
Organism: Cryphonectria parasitica EP155
Lineage: Eukaryota; Fungi; Ascomycota; Sordariomycetes; Diaporthales; Cryphonectriaceae
Exons: 1
Coding region: 21-194 (57 amino acids)
Source: RefSeq, a predicted model, not a curated record